Gordionus sp. m RMFG-2023 is the source of this 3566-nucleotide messenger RNA. RefSeq lists its product as uncharacterized. Gene Ontology annotation, molecular function: RNA binding. NCBI's taxonomy places the organism in Eukaryota, Metazoa, Nematomorpha, Gordioida, Chordodea, Parachordodidae. Bases 42 to 2978 code for a protein of 978 amino acids. Gene Ontology annotation, biological process: deadenylation-dependent decapping of nuclear-transcribed mRNA; P-body assembly. Gene Ontology annotation, cellular component: P-body. The transcript has 18 exons. The record is from RefSeq and is a predicted model, not a curated record.
UCAGUUAUCCGUAAAAUGCAAAUAUAUUUUUUUUUGCAAAUAUGAUGAAAAAACUUAAAAAUAUUAAUGUAUUAGGUUUGGGUUCUCAAAAUACUUUUGAAGAAGAGUUUCUAAAUUUAAAUGAUGAAGAAAUUGAUUAUAUGAAUGAUGAGACCUUUGAUGAUGAAGGGCUCAAAGAGUGGAAUGAAGAAUGGCACGAAAAAUAUUUUAGCUUGGCAAAAGACAAUCAAAAUUCCCUACCCCAUGAUACUAAUUUUUUGACAGAUUUCAAUGAAGCACCACCAGGGAAAGUGCAGGAGGAAUAUGGUACUAAUGUUGUCGCUUCCCACUUUGACUACGAUGAAAAUUUUGAGGAAGAUCUGAUAGCAAACGUUACAUCCUUCGUAUUGGACGAUUACGACAAAAAAACGUCUCUACCUCCCGCUUACUCGCGUACCCCAGAAAUUCUAGACCCGGCGAAUGGGAGUGACCCGUGGACAGGCAUCGCUAAUGUCGACGACGGAAUGCGAGACCCCGCGAUUCUUAUAUCCGAAUCGUCUCUCGACGAUGUUUCGAAACCUGAUCCCUAUACCACUCUAGCGCGGUCAACCUACAAAAGUUCUACGACUCCCGCCGAUUCUUUCUUCGUAAAUUCCGAACUUUCGAAACUCCAAUCGUUUUACGAAAAAUUUAUGAUCGAAGCCUCCGGAUUAUCUUCAAAGGAUGUCUCAAAAGAGCCCGACGCGUUUUCUUUUUCAUCAAAUUUUCCCAUGUUUCCACCUAUCAAUAUUACUACCACCGCGCAGCCGCCUCAACCCAAGUCUGCCCUCGAGAUGACAGCUCGGUUAACGCCUAGGAAUGAAAAGGUAGCUACGAACCUUGCUAACCUGAAUGGCCUAUUUUCGGAGAUUUUUGGUGCUAUCCAUCCUCAAAAGACUUCCAAUUCUGAAAUGUCUUUCAAUUCUGGAAAGUCUUCAAGCCUCUUUCCCCCUUACAUUAAUAAAGAUAGUGGUACCGGUAAAAACAACAUCGGAAAUACGAGAGACAGCCAAAGAGCUGGGAGAACAUAUGAUACAGAUCAUCAUUCAAGGCUAAAUAAACAAGAAGAUGAAAACUCUGCCAAUUAUCGAUCUAGGAAUUUUAAAGACGUCACCAGUGGUUGGCCCGUCUUCCCUCUCCACAAACGUCCGCAGGGGGACAAAAAUUGCUCUAAAAAUUUCCGGGACCCGGCGAAUGACCAAAACGAAAUCAUAGCUAUCGAGUACCCUUUGCGCAAAUCUACCCCGGAACCUAAUAAAAUUUCUUCUAGGGCAGAUCACGAUACUCAUAACAAUUACAACCCUGUCAAAAGCCAAAAUUCCGCCAGAACCGUUAAUCAUAUAAAUGGUCAAAGAUUUCGGAAUGAUCAAUUUGGAAGAGAAGAUAGGAGUCUCAGGCCGAGACUUAAAUCUGACUCCAGAUCCAGAAAUGUCGAAAAUAAUCGGGCUGACCCUUACGCUGACCUGAUGAGCAAAAAGGAGAAGAACUUGAUCCUGAAGAUACAGCUUUUCCAGUUGCAAUGCGAUAACCCUUACCUAGAGGAUUACUAUUACGCAAUGAGUACGAUGAAGCAUAUGCUAACUAAAGAGAAGGACGUUGUCUUCACGUGCCCCACUCGAAAUGAGUCGCCCUAUAUGGACCACUGCCAGAUGGGACCGAAUGAGCAAAAGGAUCUCCUGCUGUUCGACAUAUCCAAGUUCAUAGUUCCUUCAAAGGAUGUCGACAUCUUCCACAACAACAGGCAACAAAUCGCCCCCACCGAAAGCGCGGAGAUAAAUAGCGACGAUAAAAGCGGGGUCCUAACAAACGCGGGCGGAAAAGAGGAAAAAGCUAAAGUUUUAGAAAAUGAGAUCAGCCUACCCGCGAGAAACGAAGAGCGGCAAAGAAUCGAUAAAGAUUCAAAUAAUCAAAUAAUUGGCGGGGACCAGAAAAAUGGCGAUCAUUCGUUUGGCAAACAAUCGUUCGCCACUAUACACCAACCCCACGUAUUACUGGAUAUCGAAUCGCGCAAGAAUCUCGCUAAGACCGCCAAAACUGCGAACAGUGAUACUCCUACAGACUUGGCUGGAUUCAAAAUGAAUAUCGUCAAAUAUCGCCAAUUGCUACUUUUCAUCGAAAAUCUCUAUUCCGAACUGCUCGAUAUAGACGAUCCCCAGAGAAAAUUGAUAGCCUUAUCACGAGGACAAACCAAGACAAUCUUAAACAGUACGGGGGAAUUAAAAAUCAUAUCCAUAUUCCAAAAAAUAUUUCCGCAUUACGACGACGACGACGACGACAAAACGCUUAAUAAAACAUCGGACAUUGAAAAGAACGCCGGUGGCCCGAAAAAUUUAAACCCCUCCCUUCGAUUCGUCCAAAUGCUUUGCGUCAAUAAAGGGAAAACUUUGGUCGUGAGGUUGAUACCUUACCUGAACGUCAAAUGCUUCUUGUAUCUGAUGACACAAAUUUUACGAAACGCUUCCAUAUUAGCGAAAUGUAACCUAAAGGAUCAAGGAGCACUGUCCAAUGUCAAUCUCGCUCUUUUCUCCUACAUCGUCGAUGACCAAAAUUUAGAAAAAUUUAGUAAAUCACACGUGACCAACAUUUUGAGAACCCUGAACGAAUUUUAUUCCGCCCAAUCGCAAACCGUACUAUUCAACUUGUCUAAUAAAUUUAUCUUUUGCCUCAAUAUUACUAUCCUAUUAUGGGGCGUUAAAAUGACCAGGCAACAAUCAUAUAAGGUUACAAAUGACGAGGAAAUCUAUCUAACCAUGAAAGAUUCGGUAGCCGCGUUCACCAAAUACUUCUCCAAGCUGACAAUCGUCGAUGAAAAUGACCUCAUCGUGGUCAAAGAUUUCGCGCGAGCCCAGGAUCUCUGGGAAGUUUCGAAGAAACAUUUGGAAGAUGUCCUCAAAUUUUGCCAACUGUACAACAACACGGACCUCUUCGCUGAUAAAUUUCGCGAAAAAAUUUUGAAAUAAAUACUACGAGAAAAAAAUAUAUAUAUCUCUGCCCACCCAGCAAUUUUUCUUUUAUAUUUAAAAUUAAUUAUUUAUAAUAAAAUAAUAUAAAUUUAAAUAGGACCUCUUCGCUGAUAAAUUUCGCGAAAAAAUUUUGAAAUAAAUACUACGAGAAAAAAAAAUUUAAUAUCUCUGCCACCAUCAGUUUUUCUUUUAUUUAAAUUAAUUAUUUAUAAUAAAAUAAUAUAAAUUUAAAUAUAUAUAUAUUAUUUGAAAUCAAUGUGAAAAAGUUUUUUAUGUUUUUUUUCCCUUCUCAAAUUUCUAGUGUUGUUAAGUUACUACCUAACUUUAAUUAUCUCCAAUGUGCCUUAUCCAAGCUUUUAGCCUAAAAAAUUGAAUUAAACCUCUAAGUUGAGUCUCGACUUGAAGAUUGAUCCGAUUACUUUUGUAUAAAAAUAUGGCUACUCUGUUUUAUAGAUGACUAAAGUUAGUUAGUUAGUUAGUUUAACAACACUAUAAAUUUCCCUAACUAGUUUUUUUUUUUCUUGGAAUCAUUUGGCGGAGUUUGUUUUUUUAUACAUUUACACCUUUUUACAAUCCCAAAAUCAU